This is a messenger RNA of Scatophagus argus, 2782 nucleotides long. RefSeq names its product MOB kinase activator 1A (gene mob1a). NCBI's taxonomy places the organism in Eukaryota, Metazoa, Chordata, Actinopteri, Scatophagidae. Gene Ontology annotation, molecular function: protein kinase activator activity. Gene Ontology annotation, biological process: positive regulation of protein phosphorylation; hippo signaling. The record is from RefSeq and is a predicted model, not a curated record. The transcript has 6 exons. The coding region runs from base 168 to 818 and encodes 216 amino acids. Gene Ontology annotation, cellular component: cytoplasm; nucleus.
GAUAGAGGAAGAAACCCUGUGGGUGCAGUUCAUGUUAGCUUUAACGUUACUGUUAGCAGGCACCGCUGAGAAGUGGCUCUCCGUAUCUAAUUAUACAACAAAAAAUUUGUCUUCUAAACGAGAAUAAGGAGUUAUAACCGAGGCUCUCCGACGCCUGUUUCGCCAAGAUGAGCUUCCUGUUUGGUAGUCGCUCAUCCAAGACCUUCAAGCCGAAGAAGAACAUCCCAGAGGGCUCCCACCAGUAUGAGCUACUGAAACACGCUGAGGCAACCCUUGGCAGUGGGAACUUGAGGCAGGCUGUCAUGCUUCCUGAGGGAGAGGAUCUCAAUGAGUGGAUUGCUGUCAACACGGUGGAUUUCUUCAACCAGAUCAACAUGCUGUAUGGCACCAUCACAGAGUUCUGCACUGAGACCAGCUGUUCUGUGAUGUCUGCAGGACCAAGAUACGAGUAUCACUGGGCAGAUGGCACCAAUAUUAAGAAGCCUAUCAAAUGCUCCGCGCCAAAGUACAUUGACUACCUGAUGACCUGGGUGCAGGAUCAACUGGAUGAUGAGACGCUUUUUCCCUCCAAGAUUGGAGUUCCCUUUCCAAAGAACUUCAUGUCUGUGGCCAAAACCAUCCUGAAGCGCCUGUUCAGGGUUUACGCUCACAUCUACCACCAACAUUUUGACUCUGUGAUGCAGCUGCAGGAGGAGGCUCACCUCAACACCUCCUUCAAGCACUUCAUUUUCUUUGUUCAGGAGUUCAACCUUAUCGACAGGCGAGAGCUUGCUCCCCUGCAAGACUUGAUCGAGAAGCUUGGAUCCAAGGACAGAUAGACUUUCCACUACACACCUCCCUGUUUUAUUGGUUUCUUUUUCCUCUUUGUUCUUCUCUGAAACUUCUGCUACCUCUACGACUUCUAGUCUCAACUCUUAAAAUCUGUGCCUUCUUCUUGUCAUUUCAUCAAUGUUUGUACUGUACUUUUCCUCGUAUUCACUCUGUUGUCUUUUAUGCUGUCUUUGAGCCCCUUUUCCCCAUCUUACCACUCUAGAUCAUAUAAAAGAGUAUAGUGUAGUAGAAUAUUUUUUCACAGGACUGUCGCUGAUGACUCUAUAAGAGCAACCUACUGAAUUUUAUAUUGGACCAAUGACAUUGGAAAGAUAAAGUGAAAACCAGCUUUUUUUCUUCUGUAGAAGUUGGCAUACAGUGUUUUGAUUGUCUAAACACUUUUUAGUUAAUAGGCAAUUUUCUUUUUGUUGACUUUUAGCUAUUACAGGGACUGACCAAAUAUCCCAAUUUUAGCUUUUUUAACGUCUGUUAUUAUGGUAUAGUGGAGAAUAACAGGGAUGAUGGCAAGAAAAGUAGGGCUGUGAAUCAGGGUGGCCUUCACACCUGUGACAGUAUAAGUGUAUGGUUCAUAUUUUCAUUCUAACAUGAAGGCAGGCACAAAAGUAGGCACCACAAAUAGGUAGCUUUCUGUCACAAGCUGGUUUUAUGUAGGAUAUCCCACGUAUACUAACAUGCUUUCUAAUGACAUGCUCUUUGUCACAGUUAUCUAUGAAGACGUGCAGUGAUAGACGAUUGCUGGUGUUGCCUUUGUUUCAGAAAAACCCUCCAUUGACAGCAUUACGGCUGUUUCAUUUUAUCAAUGCAAUGUUGUGUUUUGCACAUUUUUCGGCUAUUUUCUUAAUUAAAAUUGUAAAAUGCAAGAUGUGGCCAUUCCAGUAAUACUUUUAAUCUGCUUGAUAGUUUUUAUUGAUAGCCUCUUCAGGUUUUUAUAAUUAAUGUCCCUUUUAAAGCAGUUGUAUAAUUGAACUCAUCCUGUCAGUAGCAAAAAUGAUUUGAUGUGAAUCUUAAGUUUUAGUGUCAUUUUAGUUCACUUCUGUUGUGCAGACUACAUGUGGAGCCCUGCAUAUUUCAUCUUUCAAUGCUGGUACCUUUUUUUUUUUUAAACUAUGAUACCCACCCUCCCGCCCAAAUUGGAAAAUAUAGUAAUAAUUAUAAGGAUGAAUGAACUGAAAUAUGUGUAGUGUCAGCAUCAUUUCCUGUGCUUAACUCUGGCUACAACAGCUGGGCUGUUUGUAAUGCCAUCCUUUUACAAAAUAAUGCAGCUACUAUUCCUGAUGAAUGUUAGGAAAACUUUGGACAAGGGAAUCGGUUCGUAACCUUCUCCACGUUGGACCUAAAUUCAUAUCAGACAAUCAUGUAACCAGUUAGGGGCUGUCGAUUUAUCACCAGGAACCAACCAGUGUGAUUGGGUGCAGUAAAGUGUCCAUUUCAUUAUGCACCACUUUUAAAAAGUUAAAAGCCCUUCAGCAAAGUGAAUAAAAACAAAUUUAAUUCACUGUAACUGCGAUUUAUCCACUUUUAGACCCUAAGUUGCUUGGGACAAAAAUCAAGCCGACAGCCAUGAACUAAAUCGUCUAUAAUUAUAUAAUCGUCUAGAUUUUAUUUGAAUAUGUCACCAGUCAUUUUCUUUUUCUCAGUUUUGUUUUAAAACUUUUGGCGUGAAGUUACAUUUCAUAUAAAAUUGUGAAAUAAAUAGUUCAUUUUACAUUUUCAAAUAAAGAAUAAGGGCUUUUAAAUGAAUUAAAAGUUUUGUCUGUUUACAAUUAUGCUCCAUUGGGUUCAUUUGGUGGCCAUUUUGACUAGGAGAAGGUCUGAAGAUGUAUGUACUGCAUCUGAACAUUUGUAAAUAAGAUCAGUGUUUUAUCUGAACAAAACUGUGCCUUACAAAAAUUAAAAUGUCGGAUAUGACAGUAUUGGCAGAUCAAGAACUCAAUAAACGCUGAAAGGACAA